This is a messenger RNA of Pseudoliparis swirei, 2598 nucleotides long. RefSeq names its product retinol saturase, tandem duplicate 2 (gene retsat.2). The record is from RefSeq and is a predicted model, not a curated record. Lineage: Eukaryota; Metazoa; Chordata; Actinopteri; Perciformes; Liparidae. The transcript has 11 exons. Bases 34 to 1866 code for a protein of 610 amino acids. Gene Ontology annotation, molecular function: all-trans-retinol 13,14-reductase activity.
UGUUCACUCGGAGUGGCUGGAAAAGCUGUUACGAUGUUGAUGAUUGUCGGGAUAGUUUGCGCCGCUUUGGCCAUAUUUAUAUUAAAAUAUGUCUUCAGCAGCUCCGGGCCCAAUCCCUUUGAGACGGACACUCGUGAACCGUUGAAAGAAAUGGUUCACGUCUGGAAGGAGAAGAAUAAAGUGCUGAAACAGGGUUUUCUGGCCAGUAGAGUACCCGACAACCUGGAUGCCAUCAUCAUCGGCAGUGGGAUCGGUGGGCUCGGGCUCGGGGUGCUGCUCGCCAAGGUUGGAAAGAAAGUCCUGAUUCUGGAGCAGCACGACCGUGCUGGAGGAUGCUGCCACACGUUCACUGAGAAGGGCUUUGAGUUUGAUGUUGGAAUCCACUACAUCGGCGACCUGCUGGAACACAAGCCGUUCCGCUGCAUGCUGGACAGCAUGACUAAUGGCCAGCUGCAGUGGGAGCCUCUGGAGAAUCCGUUCGACCAGGUAGUUCUGGGACCUCCAGAAAACCGCCGGCGAUAUCCCAUCUACAGCGGCAGGACCCGUUUCCCCGAGGAGCUGAAGAAGUGCUUCCCUGGCGAGGAGAAGGCCAUCGAUGAGUACCUGAAGCUGGUCAAGAAAGUCGGGCGGGGCAUUUGGCUCCUCGCCCUGCUGAAGAUGUGCCCCGUCCCCGUGGCCAAGUUCCUGGUCUACACCGGUCUGGCCCAACGCAUAUCCUUCUUCUUCAAAAUGGCUCCUCGCAGCCUGACAGAAGUGGUAAACGAACUGACGGAGAACAAGGACCUCAGGGCGGUUUUCUGCUACAUCUUUGGCACCUACGGUAACAAACCCAAAGAUAGCAGUUUUGCGAUGCACAGCUUGCUGGUCGCCCACUACCUGAAUGGCGCAUGGUACCCGAAAGGCGGAGCCAGUGAGAUCCCUUACCACAUGAUCCCCAUCAUCGAGAAGGCCGGUGGAGCCGUUCUAGUCCGAGCGCCUGUCAACCGCAUCCUGUUCAAUGACGCCAAGGAAGCUUGCGGUGUGAGCGUCAUGAAAGGCGAAGAGGAAGUGCAUAUCCAUGCCCCGAUGGUCAUCUCCGAUGCUGGCUUCUUCAACACGUACGAGAAGCUGCUGCCCAAAGAGCUCCAGGCCAUGCCAGAGAUCCAGAAGCAGAUGAGCAUGAUGAAGAACGGUUUAGGUGGCCUGAGUGUAUUUGUGGGUCUCAAUGGAACCAAGGAGGAGCUCGGCCUGAAAGCGGACAACUACUGGAUCUUUGCCGAGAACAAUAUAGAUGAACUGGUGGAGGACUAUUGUAAUGGAGAGAGGGAAGAGUCUGCUCAUAAAAUACCUCUCCUGUUCGUGGGGUCUCCAUCGGCUAAAGAUCCGACGUGGGAGGAGAGGUCACCAGGGAAGUCCACCAUGAGUCUGGUCAGUUUCGCCAACUACAAGUGGUUUGAGGAGUGGAAGGAUGACAAAGUGUUGAACCGAGCGUCCGAAUACAAAGAGCUGAAACAGGCUUUCAUCGACUCCGUUCUGGAGGUGGUGUUGGACGUCUUCCCCAAGAUAACCCGAGACAAGAUUGAGUUCAUUGAUGCCGGCACCCCCAUCACGAACACACACUAUAUCGGAGCCCCCAAAGGUGAAAUCUACGGAGCGGAUCACGGCAUCGCCCGAUUCAGCCCUGACCUGCACGCCACCGUGAGACCUCAGACUCCGCUGAAGAACCUCUACCUGACGGGUCAGGACGUGUUUGUGUGCGGCUUCGCCGGCGCUCUCGCCGGUGCGCUCACGUGCGGCUCGGUCAUCCUCAACCGCAACCUCCACCUGGAUGCCAUCGGCUUGGCAAAGAAAAUUAAAUUCAUGAAUGCCAAAUUGAAAGGGGAGUAGCUUCCUGUCGGCAUUCAGCUGAGUGACGGCGGUAACCCUAAUGGAAUCAGCACUUGCGUCUCUGAGACACAGAUUAAAUCUCACACAUGACUGUUCAUGCUAGAAUAAACUGGAAAAGUGAGUUUUUUUUCUCACCACCUCCUACCACUGUGCCUAUACUUUAACAAAUGCAUACCUCCACUAAUUCAUGUUUGAAACUACUAGUUUUGUUGCAACAGUCAACCUGCACUUGUCAAAGCUGACAUCACCCCAACGGUUUAAAAAAAAGGAAAGUUGAAAGUUGUGUGCGGUUUGUUGUGUUCUUUUUAUUGUCAGGUGCCUUUGCUGUGAACUCUUGACUCUGUGCCUAAGGUGUGUUUGGAUGUUUGGAGUUGUAUCAUGUUUGACCCCCUUGUGAUAUUCAAGGGUACAAACAAUGAAUGGGUUGCAGUUUGGUCUUUGAUGUACUAUAUAUACAUUUUUUUUUCACAAUAAUUUGUCAACAGGAUCAUUUAAUUUCUAACUGCACUUGCUUCUGUCCAUCUGUGGAUGGGGAUCGUUUUUUGGGGGGGAGUUUUCUCGCUGUGAGCUCCUGGGACAGGGACGUCGGACGUGUACAGAUUGUAAAGCCUACUGAGGCAAAUUUGUGAUUUUGGGCUAUACUAAUUUUUUAAUUUAAUUGUUUUGCAUCUGAAAGUCACAUCUCUGCAACAUUUUGUCAUUUUCAAAAUAAAUGUAUAUAUCUAUAAACAU